AUGAUAUUUUAAAAGUGAAAUAACAAGUUAAAUAUAUAAAUUAACUAUGUGUGUUGUUGUAAACAUUGAAUUUGUAACAAUGAGGACUAGUGAAGUGCAAAGUUAAAAAUUAUCGUGCCGAAUAAAGGAUGGGUAUAUUCAUGGAAAUCAAAGCCAAUUUGGUCACUGCCAGUUACCGGGGACGUGGUGCUGAGCCGCAGCUAUAUGACACAAUGAAUGCGCCCAGGGAUGCCUUCUACUCAGACACGCUGCAUACCAUUGCUAUAAAUACUAGGGAAACAGAAUUUGGCAGUAUAGUUGAGCCUAUCCCUAUUAUGCUAAAGACUUAUCAACAAUUUCAACCAAACGGUCACAAUAUUAACGGCUAUGGACACCCGCAUCCGGUAAUAGCUUCUCUUAAUUCUGCACCACUGUCACCGACGGUCGAAAGUCCGGUUAAAGAAGAAGCGAAGGACAAGCAAAAAAUCGCAAGGCCUCCUAAAAAGAAAUGGAUCAAAGAGUAUUUGGAGGAGGAGCCGAAGUCGCCGGUGUCCGUGCGACUGACAGGAGUAUCGGUGACGCGUAGUAAUGGCGUGGUGCGGCCGACGUCGCCGGUGCCGGUGGUGCCCCCUGCGCCUGUGCCUAUCGCGCCCCUCGCGCCCCUCGCGCCGGUCCCUAUACCCGCCGUACCGCCCUCCGCGCCUCUCGACUUCGUACAAGAACAUUCCAGGUCGCGUAAUACAAACAAUAGUCAUGGACCACCACAAAUACCAUCGCCCCCAUCAGUCAGCAGUAACGGCAGCGGGAGCGGUAGCAAUAGCGGUAGCAUCGGUAGUGCGCCUCGAGCCGGAACGCGGGAGGUCCACAAUAAGUUGGAGAAGAACCGCCGAGCACAUCUUAAAGAAUGCUUCGAACUCCUCAAGCGUCAGCUGCCCGCUACACCCGACGAUAAAAAGACUUCCAACUUAUCAAUACUUGGCUCGGCUAUUCGUUACAUUCAGGUGCUUCGACGAAAGGAGCGCGAAAGCGAACACGAGAUGGAACGACUGGCUCGCGAAAAGAUCGCAGCGCAACAGCGGCUCGCCGCGUUGAAGCGAGAAAUCUCCGUUCGUGCCACAAUACGCCCAAACAGUAUUGAAGCUGUUUGCGAAGAAAAUGACAGGGACGAUCGUGUCAAUGGGCAGGUACUGGGAAUCCCUGUAAGUAUUUCUUCUUCGCCGCCACGUUCUGCAAUCCGAAUGGAUUCCUCGCCACCUCGUACACUAAACCUAAGCACGAAGCUGCGUACGUUGCCGAUACAAAUUACACCUACGACUUCACAGGUCGUGAGAACGUCGUACGGGACGAGACAUAAUACCCUUACCCUUACGACGAUUGCUCCAGCGGAUCCCUCGUUGCAGAAUGGUCAAGAUGUCAAUGGCGUAACAAAUGCAUUGAACAAUAUAAUGCAUCCAGCUCAAAUUCAUCUCCCUUUAUCCCAAGUGGUCAGUAGCGGCGGUCUUGUGGUAGGGCCGGCAGCAUUACAACUGUUGUCGGCGGGCGGUGGUCUGCGAGUACUACAAGCGCCGUCUUUUCACACCAACGGUGUAACCACUGAUAGCAAUAAGGUUUCUAAAGAAAAUGGCAUCGUGACGCCACCGCCGACGUCAACAGAAGGAAGCGUCUUGGUCGGUGGCUUGACUCCUCUCGUAGUGUCGCAGCCGGGGCAUUUAUUGCAAACGCACACACUCACACACAAGAUGGUAGAAACCCAGAUGGUGAAAGGUAGUGUGGCGCCAUUGACAGUUAGUGCGCAGUAUUUAAGCGCCACUACCAUCGUCAAACCCGUGGUGGUAGUGUCCAGUGCAUCGCCUUCCACGUGACCUCCGCGUGAAAUCUGAACGCCUAGUACACGCUCACUUUGAUAGUGCUGUUCAUUUAUUUAAAAAAUCAAGUUUUUUUGGUGUAAAAUUUUGUUUAAAAAACUCCAUAAUUUGACAAUUUACUUUAAUAGAGAAUAAAUGAAAUAUGCUAUUACAAAUUGUAUUCCGCGCAUACAUGUUAAUUCGUGAUUAUCCUGCAGAAUAAUGCAGAAUCCUGCAGAUUCACUCUCAUUGUAUUAUAAAGAUAAUUCGACAUCAUUCUUCUUCGAUAUCAAACAUUACAUUAGAAAUUAAUUAUAAAAAAUUACAAAAAAUAACACCCCGACUUAGAAUUUAAUAAUAUACAAUUGCAACAAAAUUUUACACCAAUCAUAUUAAUAUAUAUAAACAAAAAGGAUGCUUAUAUUGUAUAAAGCAUUUUCAUCAGUGCGCGAUCGAAAGUUACGUUGCGAGAUGAUUGUAAGGAACGUGUAAUCACUGCCUAAUUUACCAAGCAAUAAUUCGAUAUAUGGACUUCUCGAUUACGACACGUUAAACGAUGCGUUUUUCUGUGAAGUUCAAAUCGUUCUACAAUAGGGUAGACAGAUUUAUUUCUCGACAAUACGAUCGCCACUGACAUUAAUCUUCAGUUGAUUGCGUGAUGCGCGUACGCAGUGUUCAGUUAUUUGAGACAGUGACAGCAAAGUGAAAUGUGUGAAGGACGAUUUGCGAUGAUUUUUAUGCGUAUCAUCCGGCCAAACUGUUGAAUUAGUGUAGGUACAAUUCACUUUAUAUUUUUCUACAAAUAACAAAUUCCAUGUGAUUGUACAGAGCGCUACGAGUGUAAAGAUAUAAUUUAAUUAUUAUUUAUUUAUUUAGAGCCAGUAAAAUAGGGAGCAAAUUUUAUAUGUAUCAAAACUGGAAUAUAUUUUGGAGCCGAUUGGAAAAUAGAUAUGGUUGUAAUGAAUAUGUUCCCCAUGAUACUACUACUCCGCUCAGACAUCUAUCGAAAAUCUGUGAAUUUCUACAAAUUAUUCCUUUUAUUCGAAUAAAGUGUAGCAUUUCAUCGGAUGCCAUCUAUAAGGAGGUCUAUACAAUUAACAUACUGUAAAUAUAUUUAGAUUUAGGCUAAAAUGUACUUGUUAUGUAUAGAUUAACAAGAUAAAGUUUAUUUUUUCUAUAUAUCUGUGAUGUGUGCAGUUUAGCUACUGUAGUACUGGAAAUUCUGUACAAAGAUUCUGUCUUUAGAUGUUGUCAAUUUUUAAUAAUCGCGUGUUAUAAAUAUAAAAAGUCAAUAAAUAAGGCGUAAAUAAUUUAGGUUCAAAAUGAAUAAUGUGGCUUAUAUAUGUGAAAGAAAAACAUCAUUAUGUGAUAAGUAUAUAUGAUGAAAGUACCAGGGAUUAAUAAAUUAGAAGGCUGUGAUUCGCACAAGCGUUUCGGCUAUCCGGAAUAUGUAAGGAUAAGCUUACACUUGUCCAGAAUUGUAAGAAUUUUCAAUAAAUUAUUGUUUGACCGUCGUAAGCAAAUGCAUCAUGUACCCUGUAGUAACCCGUGCGGUUAUAUAUUCGAUGAUACUUAAAUUAUUUAAUGUCGUAUGCGACAUCAUUCAUUAUAUUAGCCGGCGCUGGGUCAGGUCCCUCGGCCGUCCGAAUACAGUGCCUAAGAAAUUAUAAUAGUCAAGCUAAAAUCGAACAGUGUUAUAAAAAACUUCAUCAACAUCGUUGGUGUAAAUAACAGUUUGCUAUCAAAUAAAAUAUUGUUACUUUAUUUCGCGGCAUAGAAUAAAAUUCAAUUAUUUUAGCUUGAUUGAAAGAAAAUAUAAAGUAAAUGCCACAUGUAUUGUUCAUAAUCUAAUCCGAUAUUGUUACCUCGAUAAAUAAUUACAGAAUUGUAUUUCUUUCAUAUUUUGUGUUUACCUCUUUUUACUAUAAAUGAAGUAAAUCAAAACGUUGAUCUAAUUAGCGAACAGUAUGGUGCCUAAUGUAUGUUACGUCUUAAUCUCUACGGUGUAAAGACCGUUGGAAAAAAGAGCUUUGAGUUAUUAUUUAAGGGGUCAUAAGUCCAUUUUGAUAAUGUAGCGCGAUUAUCAUUUCAGUUAUGUUGUGUGCAAUAUUGAUAAAAUAAAAUAUAGAUUUUUAUUUCUCAGAAACAAAACUGAAAGAAUGUAUUAUUUGAAAGAAAAUUAAGAAAAAUAUUUAUACCCUACAUGGGUAGCAUGAAAAAGUGGGAAACGAUGGAUCAUUUUGUCACACCCAGUAAUCAUUUAAGAGAAAUUAAAGAGACUCCCCAGAAGUUUAAUUUAAAUCGAGUGCCGUAAUGAUUAAGAUUAAAAUUAAUGAAGCGAUAUUUAUUAUUUACAGAACUGGAACAAAGAAGGAUCUUACCUAAGUUAAGUUUCUGGUUUUCAAUGUUGGUUUUAAGCAUUUUAUAAUUUAAUAUUACAGUUUUAGUGUCUUACAUAUUUAUUAUUCUCAUAAAAAUAACGAACAAUCAGUUUAGAAUUCCGCUUUAGUAAAAUAUUUAAAGGAAUCCAUUAUACGAUUUUUCUGAGCUUCUGAAGUGAUGUCUCUUUGCCUAAUAAUAAUAAUAAUAGUAGAUAUGAAAAUUGUAUAAAUAUUAUAAUUUAAGAGAGAAUUUAUUUUAAUUUUAUUAAUAUUGCGAAGCGAAUGCUCAUGUAAAUACAAUGAUGUAGUGUAUAAAAUUCUAAUAUGUUAGUAAUACAGGAAAUUACAUAUUUA
Vanessa tameamea is the source of this 4558-nucleotide messenger RNA. RefSeq names its product max-binding protein MNT-like. Bases 129 to 1841 code for a protein of 570 amino acids. The record is from RefSeq and is a predicted model, not a curated record. The transcript is spliced from 12 exons. Gene Ontology annotation, biological process: regulation of transcription by RNA polymerase II. Gene Ontology annotation, molecular function: DNA-binding transcription factor activity, RNA polymerase II-specific; RNA polymerase II cis-regulatory region sequence-specific DNA binding; protein dimerization activity. NCBI's taxonomy places the organism in Eukaryota, Metazoa, Arthropoda, Insecta, Lepidoptera, Nymphalidae.